GCGGGUAGGCCGCGAUGUGGCACCGGUCGGUGUGCGUGGGCCUGCUGGCCCUGGCGCUGGGCUACCUCUGCCUGCUGGGCCCCGAGCUGUCCCCGCCGGCCCUGCGGCACCUCUCCGCCUCGCUGCUGGGCACGCUGCGGCGCGCCGGCUCGCUCGAGGGCCGCAUGGUGUCGGCCUGGCAGGCGGCCAUCGUCCGCCCAGCCCGCGGGUGGGCGCGCGUCGCCGUCGGCGUCAAUGCCUGCGUGGACGUGGUCCUGUCCGGUGUGAAGCUGUUGGAGGCGCUGGGUGUGGAGCCCGGGGACGGGAAGAAUCACGCGGUGCUGAGCUCCCGGCGGGACCUGGGGGAGGCGUUCGCUCACUUCAUGGACAAGGGGGCGGCUGCCGAGCGCUUCUUCAGCGACGCCGAGUCCUUCCAGCGCAUCGCCCGCACGGCCUCCGAGCACCCCGGGGCCCAGCUGUACGUGGGAGGAAACGCUGCACUCAUCGGUCAGAAGCUUGCAACAAAUCCAGACCUGAAGAUCCUCCUUUGUGGCCCAGUUGGUCCUAAACUCCAUGAACUACUUGAUGACAACGUGGUUGUGCCACCUGAAUCCAUGCAGGAAAGAGAUGAAUUCCAUCUUAUCUUGGAAUAUCAAGCAGGUGAAGAGUGGGGACGAGUGAGAGCACCCAAUGCCAACCGCUUCAUCUUCUCCCACGACCUGUCGAAUGGUGCCUUAAACAUGCUGGAAGUGUUUGUGUCCAGCCUGGAUGAAUUUCAGCCAGACCUGGUGGUGCUCUCAGGACUUCACAUGAUGGAAGGCCAGAGCAAGGAGAUGCGGCAGAGACGACUUAUGGAGGCUGUGGCCUCCAUCUCUGACAUCCCCACUGACAUCCCCAUACACCUGGAGCUGGCCAGUAUGACCGACCAAGAUUUUAUGAGCAACAUAAUGCAUCAGCAGGUCUUUCCCCUGGUGAACUCCAUUGGGCUGAAUGAACAGGAGCUGCUGUUCCUCACGCAGGCUGCUUCUGGUCCUCACGCAUCCCUCACUUCCUGGAGUGGCAUUCCCGACGUGGGUAUUGUCAGCGACAUCCUCUUCUGGAUCCUGAAGGAGCACGGGAAGACCACGGAGCGGGCCUCUGAUCUCACACGGAUCCACUUCCACACCCUGGCCUACCACAUCCUUGCCACUGUGGAUGGGUACUGGGGCAACCAGGCUGCUGCUGUGGCUGCUGGAGCUCGAGCAGCAGGGACUCAGGCCUGCGCCACCGAAACCAUCGACACCACCAAAGUCUUUCUUAAAGCUCCUAUGGAGUUUGUGACCUCCCAGAUAGAGGCACCUUCCAAAAUCUCUAUAAAUCCAGAUGAGCCAGUGGUGCAUUGGCACCGAGAAGGCAUCUCCUUCCAUUUCACUCCUGUUUUGGUGUGUAAAGAUCCUGUCCGGACCGUGGGACUUGGGGAUGCUAUUUCAGCUGAAGGACUGCUGUAUUCGGAAGCAUAUCCUCAAUAGAAAACUAAGACCCUCCCUUUUCUCCAGUACUGUACUGUGUCUGAGGAACCAUGGGUUAGGAUUUCAGGCAGUGGUGGUAUAGGAACAGAAUCAGGUUGUGGUGGGUUUCCUGGAUAUAACUGAAAAAAGAGCCAAAGAACAAUUCCAGGUAUAAACUGUCCAGCACAUUCCAGUCACUGACAGUGACUUGAACGCUUCUUGUUUAGGUGCAGGUGUUUUGGUAUUUAAUGUGAAAAUGGGCUUUGCUUCGUCUUAAGCACAUGGGGAGGGAAAUGAGUAUUGAAAUCCCUGUUUGGAACUCCAAAUGGCUCCUGUUCCGUUAGUGCUGGAAAGCAGAGCAGCCGGGAGGAGUUCCUGGUGCGGAUCCCAGGGAGAACGCUGUUUUCCCUCUGCUAAACUGAAAAUAAAAGGCUCUUGCAUUAUCUCCUCCCAGCCCCUUGCUGGUGGCAGGAGCAAACCUUCUGCUUGCUUGGUGGGAGGAUGGAAGCUUUUGCCUUUCAGCCCCAGCGUCCCCGGCCCUGGGGAGAGCCAGGGUCCCAAAAUGUGAUGCACGCUGCACGACUCCUUACAUGCACCCACAAAACCUGGCUCAAGGCUGCCUACAUUUACCCUGGGUAUCUCUUGUCUCUGUACUAAAGGUAUCCAGCUGAGCCCUAGCAGCCUGUGCUUAGUUUUUGGGGGAAGCUAGAAGUGAAGAUGAUCAGGGUUGCUAUUGGAGGAGACAGCUUUGUUUGCUUGCCGGGUAAACUACAAAGCAAUAUAGCUGUGGUUGCUGUGCACUCAAUGCCUUCUUUGCUAACAGUGGGUGCUUAGAUCUGGUAUUUUGGAGAGCUGUGGAGUGCUGGAGACCAAGGUUUCGUUGUUGCUUGAGAAAGGUUGUGCAGUUUCUUCAGUUUCCCUGCCCUCCAUUCCAGUGUUACUAUACUGGGGAAUCUGGAGGCACAAAAGCCACGACAUCAUUUUCCAGGUAAGACUGAAGGUGAGGAAGGCUUUGUUUUAGGGUUUGAUGGGUUUUUCCCUCUUUGAUGGGUCACUGAGAGUUUCUUUUCUCUGGACAGCCUUUGACAUUAAACAAGUACAACCA
Pezoporus flaviventris is the source of this 2571-nucleotide messenger RNA. It is a transcript of the gene ADPGK, whose product is annotated as ADP dependent glucokinase. Bases 15 to 1487 code for a protein of 490 amino acids. Gene Ontology annotation, molecular function: ADP-specific glucokinase activity. Gene Ontology annotation, biological process: glucose metabolic process. NCBI's taxonomy places the organism in Eukaryota, Metazoa, Chordata, Aves, Psittaciformes, Psittacidae. Gene Ontology annotation, cellular component: endoplasmic reticulum. The transcript is spliced from 7 exons. The record is from RefSeq and is a predicted model, not a curated record.